AUGUAUGACACCUGUCAGAGGGCCCCUGGGGGAAAUGCCACCCCUGGGAGGGCCUUUAGGGGCUCCGGCGCUUCUGGGAAAACCCCUGGCGGCUCAACCGGCCCUGGGCGGGUCCCUGGGGGCGGCACCGGCCCUGGGAUGACGCUUCGGGGCGCUGUCGCCCAAGGGAGGACCCUUGGGGUCGUUGCCGCCUCUUGGAGAGCCCCCGUCACUCCUGGGAGGGCCCUUGUGGAUUAUGACGCCCCUGGGAGGGACCCUGACGGCUCUGCCACCCCUGGGAGGGCCCUUGUGUGCGCCAGGGCCCCAGGAAAAGACCGUGAAAGGGAACCUGGGGUCGUUGCCAACCCUGUGGGGCUCCUGGAGGCUCCGCCACCCCUGGAAGGGCCCCUGCGGGCGCCGUCUCCCCUAGGAGGGCCCCUUGGGGCGCUGCCACCUUUGGAAGGGUCCCUGUUGUUGCCCCCGUCCCUAGGGCCCCUGGGAGAGGUACCACCCCUAGGAGGACGUUUGGGGUCGCUGUCGCCCAAGGGAGGGCCCUUGGAGUCGUUACCGCCUCUUGGAAGGCCCCCGUCACUACCAGGAGGGCCCCUGUGGAUUACCACGCCCCUAGGAGGGACCCUAACGGCUCCGCCACCCCUGGGAGGGCCCUUGUGGGCGCCGGGGCCCCUGGAAAAGCCCCUGAAGGGGAAGCCUGGGGUAGUGGCCAACCCUGUGGAGCUCCUGGAGGCCCCGCCACCCCUGGAAGGGCCCCUGCGUGCGCCGCCUCCCCUAGGAGGGCCCCUUGGGGCGCUGCCACCUUUGGAAGGGUCCCUGUUGUUGCCCCCGUCCCUGCAAGGGCCCCUGGGGAUGCUGCCACACAUGGGAGGUACACUGGGACCGCCACCAGCUCUGAAAAGUCCCCUGGGCGCCAAUGGGAGGGACCCUGUGUACAUCAAUACCCCUCGGGGGCCCCUAGCGGCGCUGCAACUCAUAUGGGCCCCUGGGGGAGGUGCCACCCUGGGAGGGCCCCUAAGGGCGCCGGCUGUUCUGGGAAAACCCCUGGCGGCUCAACCGGCCCUGGGCGGGCCCCUGGGAGCGCCACCUCCCCUGGGAGGACGCUUGGGGGGGCUGUCGCCCAAGGGAGGGCAUUUGGAGUCGUUACCGCCUCUUGGAGGGCCCCCGUCACUACUGGGAGGGCCCCUGUGGAUUACCACCCCCCUGGAAGGGACCCUAACGGCUCCGCCACCCCUGGGAGGGCCCUUGUGGGCGCAGCGGCACCUGGAAAAGCCCCAGAAGGGGAAGCCUGGGGUCAUUGCCAACCCUGUGGAGCUCCUGGAGGCCCCGCCACCCCUGAAAGGGCCCCUGCGUGCGCCGCCUCCCCUAGGAGGGCCCCUUGGGGCGCUGCCACCUUUGGAAGGGUCCCUGUUGUUGCCCCCGUCCCUGCAAGGGCCCCUGGGGAUGCUGCCACACAUGGGAGGUACACUGGGACCGCCACCAGCUCUGAAAAGUCCCCUGGGCGCCAAUGGGAGGGACCCUGUAGGGCCCCUGGGGGAGGUGCCACCCCUGGGAGGGCCUCUAGGUGCGCCGGCUGGUCUGGGAAAACCCCUGGCGGCUCAACCGGCCCUGGGCGGGCCCCUGGGAGCGCCACCUCCCCUGGGAGGACGCUUGGGGGCGCCGUCGCCCAAGGGAGGGCAUUUGGAGUCGUUACCGCCUCUUGGAGGGCCCCCGUCAAUACUGGGAGGGCCCCUGUGGAUUACGACCCCCCUGGAAGGGACCCUAACGGCUCCGCCACCCCUGGGAGGGCCCUUGUGGGCGCAGCGGCACCUGGAAAAGCCCCAGAAGGGGAAGCCUGGGGUCAUUGCCGUCCCUGUGGAGCUCCUGGAGGCCCCGCCACCCCUGAAAGGGCCCCUGCUGGCACCGCCUCCCCUAGGAGGGCCCCUUGGGGCACUGCCACUUUUGGAAGGGUCCCUGUUGUUGCCCCCGUCCCUGCAAGGGCCCCUAGGGAUGCUGCCAAACAUGGGAGGGCCCCUUGGGGAGGUGCCACCCCUGGGAGGGCCCUUAGGGGCGCUGGCGCUUCUGGGAAAACCCCUGGCGGCGCAACCGACCCUGGGUGGGCACCUGGGGGCACCACCGUGCCUGGGACGCCGCUUAUGGGCGCUGUCGCCCAGGGGAGGGCCCUUGGGGUCGUUACCGCCUCUUGGAGGGCCCCCGUCACUACUGGGAGGGCCCCUGUGGAUUACCACGCCCCUGGAAGAGACCCUAACGGCUCCGCCACCCCUGGGAGGGCCCUUGUGGGCGCAGGGGCUCCUGGAAAAGCCCCAGAAGGGGAAGCCUGGGGUCAUUGCCGUCCCUGUGGAGCUCCUGGAGACCCCGCCACCCCUGAAACGGCCUCUGCUGGCGCCGCCUCCCCUAGGAGGGCCCCUUGGGGCACUGCCACCUUUGGAAGGGUCCAUAUUGUUGCCCUCGUCCCUGCAAGGGCCCCUGGGGAUGCUGCCACACAUGGGAGGUACACUGGGACCGCAACCGGCUCUGAAACGUCCCCUCGGGCGCCAAUGGGAGCGACCGUGUGUACACCAAUACCCCUCGGGGGGCCCCUAG
Homarus americanus (American lobster) is the source of this 2574-nucleotide messenger RNA. RefSeq names its product basic proline-rich protein-like. Bases 1 to 2574 code for a protein of 857 amino acids. The transcript is spliced from 5 exons. The record is from RefSeq and is a predicted model, not a curated record. Lineage: Eukaryota; Metazoa; Arthropoda; Malacostraca; Decapoda; Nephropidae.